AUGAAAUUUUCAGUUUCUUCUUUUGUUUUCAAAUCUUUAACAUCGACUCUUGCUCGUAACUCAAUUCGUAAAAUGUCUUCGUACGGAUCUUCUGCUGGUUCCAGAAUCGCUGGCAAGACUGUUCUUAUUACCGGUGCUUCUGCUGGUAUCGGCGAGGCCACUGCUUAUGAGCUGGCUGAAGCUUCUGGUGGUGAUAUCCGUCUGAUCUUGUCUGCUCGUAGAGUUGAAAAUUUGAGCAAGAUCAGUAAGGAUUUGGAAGCUAAGUACCCCAAGGUUAAGGUUCUUCCUUUGGCUCUCGAUGUUUCUAAAUACAAGGAAAUCCCCCAAUGGGUCAAAGACAUUCCCCAAGAAUGGUCCAAUGUUGAUGUUCUCAUCAACAAUGCGUAA
Molecule: messenger RNA, 387 nt
Organism: Sugiyamaella lignohabitans
Lineage: Eukaryota; Fungi; Ascomycota; Dipodascomycetes; Dipodascales; Trichomonascaceae
Product: oxidoreductase
Exons: 1
Coding region: 1-387 (128 amino acids)
Cellular component (GO): cytosol
Molecular function (GO): oxidoreductase activity
Source: RefSeq, a predicted model, not a curated record